Molecule: messenger RNA, 4115 nt
Organism: Tauraco erythrolophus (red-crested turaco)
Lineage: Eukaryota; Metazoa; Chordata; Aves; Musophagiformes; Musophagidae
Source: RefSeq, a predicted model, not a curated record
GUUGGCAUUGCUGAAGAAGAGUGGUGAAGAAGAUUGGAAGAGCAGGCUUGGCAAAAAGCAGGAGUAUGCAAAAGUGUCUGUCACUGAUCGUAGUGCGCAGAUGCAAGAAGUUGAGCAGCUGUUGAAGAAGAGAAUGGCAGAUAACCAGGAGAGUCAGAUGACUAUUGAAGAAAGGAAGCAUCUGAUUACAGCUCGAGAAGAAGCCUGGAAGUCCAAGGGUAAAGGAGCAGCCAAUGACUCCACACAGUUCACUGUAGCUGGCCGAAUGGUAAAAAAAGGCCUGGCUUCUCCAAGUGCGCUAACGCCAGUAGCAUCUCCUUUCAGUAACCGACAGAAGUCCACCACUCCAGUUACAAAGCCCUUGGAAGAAAUUGAAGCCAGGCCUGAUAUGCAAUUAGAAUCAGAUAUGAAGCUUGACAAGUUGGAGUCGUUCUUGGGAAGACUGAAUAACAAAGUUGCUGGGAUGCAGGAGACAGUGCUGACAGUUACAGGAAAAUCUGUGAAAGAGGUGAUGAAGCUGGAUGAUGAUGAAACAUUUUCCAAAUUUUAUCGCCGUGUGGAUUUCCCUUCCUCCUCAGUGCCUUUGGACCUCGAUGAGGACUUCGAUGCCAUCUUUGAUUCUUAUGCACCAAAGUUAAUAUCUUCUGUAGCAGAGCACAAACGUGCAGUUAGGCCUACGCGCAGAGUCCAGUCCUCAAGAAACCCCCUGAAAAUGCUGGCAGCAAGAGAAGAUAUUCUUCAUGAAUAUACUGAACAGCGACUGAAUGUUGCCUUCAUGGAAUCAAAGAGAAUGAAAGUAGAAAAAAUGUCUGCAAACUCAAAUUUCUCAGAAGUAGCACUUGCUGGCUUGGCAAGCAAAGAGAACUUCAGCAAUGUUAGCCUGCGGAGUGUUAAUCUAACAGAGCAAAACUCUAACAACAGCGCCGUGCCAUACAAGAAGCUAAUGCUGCUGCAAAUUAAAGGAAGAAGACAUGUUCAAACGAGAUUAGUUGAACCAAGGGCCUCGUCACUGAACAGUGGAGACUGUUUCCUGUUGUUAACUCCACAUUUCUGUUUCUUAUGGGUAGGAGAGUUUGCAAAUGUCAUAGAGAAAGCAAAGGCUUCAGAACUUGCAACUUUAAUUCAGACAAAGAGGGAACUUGGCUGUAGAGCAUCUUAUAUACAGACUAUAGAAGAAGGAAUAAAUACCCAUACCCAUGCAGCCAAAGACUUCUGGAAACUCCUUGGUGGACAGACAAAUUACCAGUCUGCUGGAAGUCCUGAAGAAGAUGAAAUGUAUGAAUCUGCAAUAAUAGAAACAAAUUGCAUUUACCGCCUCGUAGAAGAUAAGCUCAUUCCUGAGGAUGACUACUGGGGAAAGGUGCCAAAAUGUACCCUGCUACAACCAAAAGAGGUGCUGGUAUUUGAUUUUGGCAGUGAAGUAUAUGUAUGGCAUGGAAAGGAAGUUACUUUAGCACAAAGAAAAGUGGCAUUCCAGCUGGCAAAACACUUGUGGAAUGGUACCUUUGACUACUCCAAUUGUGACAUAAAUCCUCUGGACCCAGGGGAAUGCAAUCCCCUCAUACCCAGAAAGGGACAAGGACGCCCAGACUGGGCUGUGUUUGGCAGACUCACAGAACAUAACGAGACCAUACUGUUCAAAGAAAAAUUUCUUGAUUGGACAGAGCUGAAGAAACUCAAUGAGAAGAAUUCUAGUGAAUCGCUUCACCAGAAGGAAGAAUCCAGAUCUGACUCUAAACCAUAUGAUGUCAUGCUAAUGGUAGCUGUGCCCCAGAUAACUGUAGGCACAGUCUUGGAUGGAAUGAAUAUUGGCCGGGGCUACGGACUUGUAGAAGGAGAAGAUGGGAGGCAGUUUGAAAUUAUCACUGCAUCUGUGGAUGUCUGGCACAUCCUGGAAUUUGAUUAUAGUAGACUGCCUAAGCAGAGCAUAGGGCAGUUCCAUGAGGGAGACACAUAUGUGGUGAAGUGGAAGUACAUGGUGAGCACUACAGUUGGAAGCAGGCAAAAAGGAGAGCAACAAGUAAGAGCUGUUGGAAAAGAGAAAUGCGUCUAUUUCUUUUGGCAAGGAAGGCACUCCACAGUGAGUGAGAAAGGGACAUCAGCACUGAUGACAGUGGAACUCGAUGAAGAGAGAGGAGCACAGGUACAAGUGCUUCAAGGGAAAGAACCGCCAUGCUUCCUGCAGUGCUUCCAAGGAGGGAUGAUUGUGCAUGCUGGAAGAAGGGAAGAGGAAGAAGAAAAUGCACAAAGUGACUGGAGGCUAUAUUGCGUGCGAGGAGAAGUUCCCAAUGAAGGAAACUUACUUGAAGUAGCAUGUCACUGCAGCAGCCUGCGUUCCCGGACAUCCAUGAUUGUCCUCAAUAUAAAUAAAGCUCUUAUCUACCUGUGGCAUGGCUGCAAAGCACAAUCUCACACCAAGGAUGUAGGAAGAACAGCAGCCAAUAAAAUAAAAGAACAAUGUCCACUGGAGGCAGGGCUGCACAGCAGCAGCAAGGUGACAAUACAUGAAUGCGACGAAGGGUCAGAGCCCUUGGGAUUCUGGGAUGCAUUAGGAAGAAGAGAUCGAAAAGCCUAUGAUUGCAUGUUGCAAGAUCCUGGAAAGUUUAAUUUCACCCCCCGCCUGUUCAGCCUCAGUAGUUCAUCAGGAGAAUUCUCGGCCACCGAGUACGUUUAUCCUUCAAGAGACCCUGCUGUCAUCAAUUCCAUGCCAUUCUUGCAAGAGGAUCUCUACACUGCCCCACAGCCAGCACUGUUCCUUGUUGACAAUCACCAUGAAGUGUACCUGUGGCAAGGCUGGUGGCCUGUGGAAAACAAAAUCGCUGGAUCAGCUCGAAUCCGGUGGGCUACAGACAGAAAGUCUGCAAUGGAGACAGUGCUCCGGUACUGCAAAGGAAAAAAUGUAAAGAAGCCCCCAAAAUCCUAUCUAAUUCAUGCUGGCUUAGAGCCUCUGACCUUCACUAAUAUGUUCCCAAGUUGGGAACACAGGGAAGACAUCGCAGAGAUCACAGAAAUGGAUGCUGACGUUUCUAAUCAGAUAAUCCUUGUAGAGGACGUGCUGGCCAAGCUGUGUAAAACAGUGUAUCCACUAGCAGAUCUCUUGGCUAGGCCUCUACCUGAGGGAGUUGAUCCACUGAAGCUUGAAAUCUAUCUUUCAGAUGAGGACUUCGAGGUUGCAUUAGAAAUGACGAGAGAAGAGUACAAUGCACUGCCAUCUUGGAAGCAGGUUAAUCUGAAGAAGGCAAAAGGACUUUUCUAAGUUGUGUUUAUUGGAGUGAGCACUAAAGGGAUGUCUGUUCUCACUUUCUAUGCCCUUUAGAAGAAUUGUGUCCCACAUUUGCAAAAUAAAUAAUCUGAAGUUAUUAGUGACUACCUAUCUGGAGGUGUGUAAUAUUCUAAAAGGCCAAGAGAACCCUUUGGAAAUGGAAUUAAAUUUCGACUCCUAAAGGUAAAGUGUUUAAGCUCUGCUCUCCUAUGCACUUAAACAGUAGUUCCUUGAGCUACUGCAGCAGGUGUCCUUUGGCUAUACACAAUACUUGCCAUUUUUGGUUUUGAAGAAGUUCUCUUUGUAAAGUGUUAUUUUGUUAGUUUGUGGAUUACAAAGAAUUUAUAUUUAUAUAAACACAUAGAACAAGUAUGUAUUUAACAAUGCAAUAUAUAUUCACUUUCAAGACUUUCAUGUCAAAACUACAGAAAAGUAGCUGGACAACAGUUGCUUGUACUGAAUUAGCUAUACCACCAGUAUGUAUCCCUUGCGCAUUCUGAAAAGUUUCUCUUUGCAAUAGGUAAUGAAUUGUUCCCAGUGCUGCUUCAGGUGCUAAACUGAACAAAGCAUUUGUAUUUAUAGCAUGGGUUUCUUGAGAAACUAUGCGAAUCAACCUUUAUACUUUAUUAUCCAAAAAUGUAUAGUGCCUUGUUUUUUGUGUACAGUUUAUAUACAAAAAAAAAAAAGAGAUUGGUCUGCAUUUUGAAGAUGGCUUAGAACGGUCUCCUAUGUUACUUUUGUAAUAGUAGAAAUAAAAACAUCUCAGUUUCUAAUACUUGUUGUAAACAUUAAACAUGUCUUUUGUGAUAUAAGAACUGAAAGAAAAAGCUUCCGAAUAAACUCUUAGCGAUGC